Fusarium subglutinans is the source of this 2229-nucleotide messenger RNA. RefSeq names its product n-terminal binuclear zn cluster-containing protein. The transcript has 4 exons. Gene Ontology annotation, cellular component: nucleus. Lineage: Eukaryota; Fungi; Ascomycota; Sordariomycetes; Hypocreales; Nectriaceae. Bases 1 to 2229 code for a protein of 742 amino acids. Gene Ontology annotation, molecular function: zinc ion binding; DNA binding; DNA-binding transcription factor activity, RNA polymerase II-specific. Gene Ontology annotation, biological process: DNA-templated transcription. The record is from RefSeq and is a predicted model, not a curated record.
AUGAGUACAAAGCUAGAAAACGAGGCAGAGGAUGCCAAUAUCUCAUAUCCCUCGCCCGGCACCGAGGCAAUGGAAGCUGGCCCUUUUUACAACACCAGUGGCCGAGACGUCCCUCAAGACCACCAAGAGCACGAGCAUCAUGAGCAUCAUGAGCCCCACCACGAGCCUCAUCAUGAACAGUCAGACCAUCAUGCGCCGGAACAAGUACAACAUGUGCAAGUUCCAGAGCACAAUCAGAAUGACAUGCAAGCUCCAGAGCCGGAAACCCCUCAGCAGCACGUUCCUCGUCCCGCCAACCUGGAAGAGCUUCAGCUGGCAGCCCAGUUAGGCCAGGGUCUAGCUGGAGCGCCCAUGAUGUCAGCCACAGACCCCAACAUGAACGUCGAGGACCCCAACCUGCGAAGCAUCAUGCCUCACCCUGACCCCGAACAGCAGCAGACACCGUCCUAUGUUCACGAUACUCCCACGAGCGACCAAAUGGUAUCGCACGCCAUGUCUGUUUCUGUUGGGCCAUCAAUGGGCCCCCAAUACCCCAUCGACAACAGCAUCCCACCCAGAAAACGAUCAAAGGUGUCAAGGGCAUGCGAUGAGUGUCGGAGGAAGAAAAUCAAGUGUGACGCCCAGUCGGAUACUGGAGACGCUCCAUGUUCCAGCUGUGCUAGGGUAGAGACUGACAGCCUCAACAGAUAUAUCAAAGAACUUGCAGAUCGCAUCCAUAGCAUCGAAAACAAGCUUGAGUCUGAUGGCGGCCUGAGUCAAGACGACAUCGACAGACUCUUUUCCACAGAUCGACCUCGGCAAAGCCAAGGCGAUGAUGCUGCUCGAAAACGACCCUUUUCCAGUAUCUCGACAAAUGAUUUUGUUACGCCCUCGCGACAAAUGCCAUGGGGCUCGGACAACAGGAUGCAGGCCUCGCCAGGGACUUCUGAAGCAUAUUCAGCCUAUAACAACAACAACAACAACAACAACAACAACAACUCGUUGGCACCCCAAGCUACACCCAUUCGGCCAGACAGUACGCCCUCUAAACCUCCCGUGGCUGCUAUGGACGUGUCAAUGCCAGAUGCUCAUGAGACCGUUGACAUCGAUGAAAGCAUGCUACAGAGUUAUUUGUCAACUGUUGGCCCUGUGUACCCGAUAUUGCCAAGCACAAAGAGUCGGAUGCAGGCGUUGCUCGCGCAGUGCCCGACGUCGGUCCAGAAUGCAUUUGCCAAUGCUCUUCCCGCAGUCGUAGGAUCCGGUGGUGACACAAAGCUCGCUAGCUUGCUACUCAUGGAGCGCGAGAGCGAUGAAACCCAUGCCACACAAGCCACCUAUAUUGUGCAUGCCCAGACGCUAUUGCUGCUUAUUAUCGACGCAGAUUGGCGUUCUUCACCAACUUUGCCGUACUUGCUUUCUCGUGCGGUUGGAUUGGCCAAUUCAAUUAACCUAUGGCGAUACACCCCCGUCGAGUUAGUUUUGGAGUCCGACUCAGACUCAGAUGACCAGCUAUCAGUGCGGAUAUGGUGGUCAUUGAUCCUGAUGGACCGUUGGCAUGCUGUCGGCAAGGGAAAACCGCCAAUGAUACCCGAUAAUAGUACAGUCGCUCCUCCUGGCCUGGAGAAGAUCCUGGGAGAUGUGUGUUUUUACCUUGCCCGACUCUCAAAGCUGCUCAACUGUCUGUGGCAAGCUAUCUUCACAUUGCAGCUGGGAAUGUCCACAACCGAGGAGAUAGUGGCACGCAUACUCGCAGAUUAUGUUGAGAACUACCGAGAAGAUCUCCCUGGGCAUAUCUUGGCUACGUCGCAUCCCGUCGUGCAUCUAGCAUACUGGCACUGUAAGCUCAUGGUUGUGCUUCUGACACCAGGCGCUACGCCGACCGAAACGUUGUGGCCUACCAAGGAAGUGAUCAACCUUCUCUUUACAAACGAGCACCUACGCAGUCCACUCGUCAAUCACUUUGUCUCUCUUAUCACGAUGUCUUUGGCGAAGCUGGUUAAGAUCGACAAGUCGCGAGAAGAAGCCACACAGUUGAUCAAGGAUAUUGUGGAAAAGCCCAACGAAAUGUGGAAUGGUGUUCGCGACAAACUCUCGGAAUUCUUGCGUCCAACAUCGUCAGUGGAAGCGGCAGCGAGCCAAGGCCUUCAACACCUGGCAGAUCUUGCCACGGCACAUGAGGGCAUCGCACCGGGAGGUGAUGAUAUCUCAUUUGGGCCAUCAUUGGCAUCAGGGUAUUUGGAUAUGGCGUAG